Molecule: messenger RNA, 405 nt
Organism: Arctia plantaginis
Lineage: Eukaryota; Metazoa; Arthropoda; Insecta; Lepidoptera; Erebidae
Source: the annotation of a GenBank genome assembly
AUGACCGAUCGGAAUGCCUCUCAAAGCCAAGAUAUACUCAAUAAAUCUGAGACUGACAUCCUAGGAAGUGAGUUAGAUGGACAGAUUAAUGAUCUGUUGGCUUCUAUAAGGAAAUCGGAAGAAAAUCAAAGUAAUGACAGUAGUAAUUGUGACACUCCAGAAGAAGAGAUCACUAUAGAUGGUAUUAGAGAAAUUUCUCACGAUGAUAAAACAGAUGUAGACAAUGACGAAGCUAUUGCAAAGAAUGGAGAGCCGGUAGAAGAUAAUGAACAAAAUGAAAGUACUCAUAACAUUAGAAAAUACAGACGAAGCAAGCGAGAAAAACGACCAAGUUGCAGAAUUGAGAAGUACUGGAGGAAUGGCAACACCGACUCGUACUUCCACCAGGUUGUCAAACAUCAAUGA